CACUGCUGCGUCUGCCGCCAGUCGUGAUCUGGUUUCAACGCGCGGGGCUUCGUGUGUGUCAAGCCAUGAGGGAUUUGGCCACAAAAAUGGCUGAAUUAAAAUUUGAAGCGCCGCUCGCCCAGUUCGAGGAAUCCGACGAAUGGGGCUCUACCGAAUUCCAUUCGGUCAAUGCAAAAAACGAACUGAACAAUAUCAACACCAGCAAGAAAAACAAAGACCUGAACCAGGCCCUGGACGAAGAUCUCAUCAAUAACUCAAACGUGGAAGUAAUACCGCCAAAAUCGAAUGUGAUCAUGAGCGACACCACCACCACUACCACCACGGUCUCGGUGGCGGAUAAUUUUACGGAAACCUUUUCCGGCUCUCUAGAGGAUUUGGUCAAUACGUUCGACGAGAAAAUCACCAAGUGUUUCGGUAACUACGAGGAGUCGGUGGAGAAAUUGGCUCCGGUUCAAGUUCGGACCCAAGAAGAGAUCAUGAACGAAUGCCAGAUGUGGUGGACGAUCACGGGCAAUUUCGGAAACAUUUUGCCUAUCGAUUGGUCGAAAUCGUAUGCCAGAAAGUUGCAGAUCGAGGCACUGCAUUUGGAACAGCAACCGAUCACCCCCGACGAUGACCUGGAUCUCUCGUCCGAAGACGAGGCCGUCGCCAGCGACCUGGACAUGCACGCGCUCAUUCUAGGUGGUCUCGUCCCCGACGUCGAACCCUUAAAAACCGCGGACGAGGUGAUUCAAGAAAUCGACGACAUGAUGCAGGAGGAAAGCUCCCCGGACGAGUCUGCCAGGGACUCACUGAUGCUGGAAAACAAGGAGGUCAUAGAGAAGGCCAAGGAAGUGCUCAGCUCGCCGCUAUACGAAGACAAACUGCGCGACCUCAGCCUGUCACAGCUGAACGAACUCUUCCUCGAGCUGGAGGUGCUGAUCAGGGAGUUUUCCGAGACGCUGAUUGCCGAACUCGCUUUCCGCGACGAGCUGGAGUAUGAGAAAGAGCUGAAGAACACAUUCAUAUCGCUACUGCUGGCGGUCCAGAACAAACGGAGGCAGUUUCACGUGGAAAGGAAGCGGAAUUCGAAGGGCAACUCGGCGAGGACGCCCGGCGCACCGGAUCCCAAGUACUUGACCACCGUCAUCCCAUACCAUAUAGAUAAUGGUCCGCCCGACAACCAGACCCUCCAGAUUCUCAUCAAGAUUUUGAAAGCAAUCAACGAAGACAGCCCGACCGUUCCGACUCUGUUGACCGAUUAUAUACUGAAAGUCAUAUGUCCAACGUAAGCGGUCCUUAGCGUUUAAAGUAAUCUUCGUUGGCGUUAUUUUUAGCGUAACGCGCACAGACCUCUGAAAAAUAUAUAUACGAGACGGAUCGUUCCCGUUCAGUAAAACGAAUUUUGAAUACUGUAUUAGCGUCUAGGAGUGCGUAUACACUAGCGAGCUGCGCGUCUGCGCACUUAAUUCAUCUAGAUUGAUCCAUCUCCUGUCAGUUUUUCGACGGUGUUGCCAUUUAAUUUUCUCUUUUGCCGCCAACAUCGAUCAUUUCUUGUGCAAGUUAGCCAAUAAGAGGGAUGCACUACCCUUUACUAAAAUUGCAUAGUUCUUCUCGCGCGACAAAGACAUGAUUAAAACUCAAUGUUCUAUGCGCGCAACUGGCAAAUAUAUACGCACGAUAUAGCGUGAACGUUGUGUUUGAUUUAUUUGUAGUCAAUGAUUUUGCAAGAAUUUUAUGUAUGCGUAUGUGGCUGUGUGUGGUACGUAAUGUAAAAAGUUUUGCUUGGUCACAUUGUGCUUUUCCAUUUUUUAGAAUUAUUUUGACACUUAUUUUGAAAAUUUUAAACGCCUAUAUUUUCGGAGGUUUGCUGCGGAAAGCUUCCGACACGGGAGGACGAACCACGUCCACACAUAGAUAGUUUUGGGGCGCAGACGUUAUUUUUGAACGGGUCCCUCUCUCGUCCCUUUUCGUUCUCCACCCCUACGCUCUAGUCAAACAACAGCCGUUUAGCUUAGUUAAAAAAAAAGAAUCGCUUCGCCCGCUGCGGGACGCUUGAACUACCGUCUUUCACUGCGGUUGUUCGUUGUCCCAUACGUUUCGUACCGUGUUCUCGCAUUUACUUUGCGAUAAUUUCGUAACACGCCUCUUGCCAUAUUAUGUACGGGGCGUUUCGCAUUGGAAUCUCGGCGUUGAGAUCUCAUCGAUACGAUCUAUUUAGAAGAAUAUUGCGGGAAAACUAUACGAGUUUUUGAACUUUUUGUGCAGAAGUCUGUUUCCGAGAUGCCAAGGUUGAGAGUCCAAUUUCAAACGCCCGGUGUACGACCUUGUACAAAUUUCCUUCGAUGUUUAUAUGAACAUAAAUAUUUUUCUGUAUAUUUAAGGAAAAACGGGCGCAUCCGCCCGUGCGUAAAUGUUUUUAGUGUUUCGUCGAGAAUAAAACUGUGUAAAAA
Molecule: messenger RNA, 2432 nt
Organism: Cylas formicarius (sweet potato weevil)
Lineage: Eukaryota; Metazoa; Arthropoda; Insecta; Coleoptera; Brentidae
Gene: Unc-76
Product: fasciculation and elongation protein zeta-2
Exons: 6
Coding region: 66-1271 (401 amino acids)
Cellular component (GO): cytoplasm; axon
Source: RefSeq, a predicted model, not a curated record